AUGGAAACAAGUAGUUCUGGAGAUGGAAAAAAGGAGCUUACGGGUCGAGCUCGUCGUAAAAUGUCAAAGAUGUUGAAGCAACCAGCUUCAAUCAUUGUCGAGGAGGAUUCUGACGCGCGCUUGAACGUGUCUGAGCUUGUCGAAAAAAGAAGAAGUGAACUUGAAGCAAUGUUGAAUAUAAUUCACGAUCCACCAUCAACAAGGUCUGCUUUGCAACGUAUUUCCCGCUGCAAGCGCCGAAGGGCUUCCGCUCACAAUCUGAAGAGGCUCCCCAAAAGCGUCCGCACUUUGAUUGUGACGAACGAGUAUACUGAACGAGCGGGUUUGAAAUCAUACAAGCGCAGAAAGCUUGCAAAGCGUGAACUACUUUUCAAAGAAGGGAAUCAAUCUGAAAACGUCAACACGCCUAGUCGGCUUGCCACACAUGUAUGGUUUGCUAAGCGGUUUCACAUGAUUGUUAAAUUUGGAUGGCAUCUUCCUCUAUGUCCUACUGAGAAAAAGCUCAAACAUUGCAUGAAAAUCUGCGCUGGAAAAGUGCCUGGAACAGUUGGAUUUGACUUUUCUUUCAUCAAAAAAAGGGACGACGAACAGGAGAAGAAUCUAUCGAGAAUGAUUCUGAUCGGAACGCUUGCGGAAGAGAUGUGUGCGAACUCGAAAGUAGUUGUCGAUCAAGAGUUACAAGCGGGUUAUGUUAUCGCCUACAUGGAAAAUGAAAAUGCCACGAAAUUCAUAACCGAACUAAUCAUGUCAAAAAAUGGGCAUGUGGGAGGAUUGGAGCUUUGGCAGUUACACAGAUGCGCCCGUGGGAGUUUAACAUUCCCCGAUGACUUCCCUGAUUGUGAGGAAGGAAGGAAAGUAAUCAAGGCUGAACUAGGGCGUAUAGACACUCAAUACCGGCGAAAGUAA
Oikopleura dioica is the source of this 906-nucleotide messenger RNA. The record is from the annotation of a GenBank genome assembly. NCBI's taxonomy places the organism in Eukaryota, Metazoa, Chordata, Appendicularia, Copelata, Oikopleuridae.